Messenger RNA from Vigna umbellata (rice bean), 860 nucleotides. NCBI's taxonomy places the organism in Eukaryota, Viridiplantae, Streptophyta, Magnoliopsida, Fabales, Fabaceae. The record is from RefSeq and is a predicted model, not a curated record.
AAGUCAGAGGCAAUUGAGUUGAUAAUAUUAUGAUUUUUCAUUUUCACGCACUAUCAACUAUCAAAUAUAUUUGCAGUGAGUGGGAAGACAAGAAUAUCUCGACGCUUUAACUCCUUCCGCGUUUUCAUUCUCGCCUCUUUCCAGCUUCAGAUCUAUUUCUCCGUCGGUUUUUUCAAGUAAAUGGCCUUGGUUACUACCGCUGAAGUGUGUGAUGCGAACCCGCAGUUAGUUUUGAGUGGGGAGCUUCGUGCCCUUCAGCCAAUUUUUCAGAUUUAUGGUCGUCGACAGGUAUUCUCUGGACCUAUAGUUACCUUGAAGGUGUUUGAAGACAAUGUUUUGGUUCGCGAGUUUCUUGAAGAGAAAGGCAACGGAAGAGUGCUAGUUGUUGAUGGAGGAGGGAGUUUACGCUGUGCCAUAUUGGGUGGCAAUCCUGUUGUACAAGCUCAAAACAAUGGAUGGGCCGGUAUUAUUGUCAAUGGAUGUAUAAGAGAUGUGGAUGAGAUCAAUGGUUGUGAUAUUGGGGUGAGAGCCCUAGCUUCCCAUCCCAUGAAAGCCAAUAAGAAAGGCAUGGGGGAAAAGCAUGUUCCCAUAAAUAUUGCUGGGACAAGGAUCUCUGAUGGGGAAUGGCUCUAUGCAGACACUGAUGGAAUUCUGAUCUCUCGAACAGAGCUGUCUGUUUGAUUUAAUUUCAUGUAAGGACUACAUUUAUGUGACAGCACGACCUAGUGUAGUGCUUUUGGUAUCUGUGCUCAUGACCCAGCUCCUGUCUUCCACAAAAUUAUAACCGAUAAAAUCCCCUUGAUAAUGAAAGUUGGUUGGAGUGUUUGUCCAUUUCAUACCAACAUUAUCUCUGUUUUUAA